CCUUGCGGCUGGAGCAGCCGGCGCUGCACGACCGCGGUGUCCGCAUUUUGAACAAAGGCAGGAUGCAGAAUUUCGCUCUGCACGGGAAGACGGGACAUUUAGUGACGGCGGAGAGGAUAGACAGAGAGCAGCUGUGCGAGAGUGUGCAGCAAUGCGUGCUCCGCUGUGAGGUGAUCGUGGAUGGGGAAAUGCAAAUUUACAGAAUCGAAGUGGAAAUCACGGACAUUAACGACAACGCCCCCAGCUUCAGGAAUGUUGAACUGGAGGAGAGAAUGAGCGAGAUGACAGCCCCAGGGUCGCGGUUUCCCCUGCCCGAGGCUCACGACCCGGACGUGGGAGCGAAUUCCGUGCAGACCUACGAGUUGAGCGGCGACGAGCACUUCUCGCUGGCCGUGCAGGAGGGCCCCGGCGGGGACCAGCGUCCCGAGCUGGUGCUGGCGAAGGCGCUGGACCGGGAGGAGGCGGCGUUUCACGAGCUGGUGCUGAGGGCGAUGGACGGCGGAGAGCCGAGGCGGACGGGCACGGCGCGGAUCCGCGUGUCGGUGCUGGACGCGAAUGACAACGCGCCCGUGUUCAGCCAGGCGGAGUACACGGUGCGUGUGCCAGAGGACGUUCCCGUGGGCUCCACUUUGGUCACUGUCACGGCCACCGAUGUCGACGAAGGGAUGAACGGCAAUGUUAAAUACUCGCUGAAGAAAAUCACAGAGAAAGCCGCACAGAUUUUCCAGUUGGACGCCGAAACCGGAGCGAUCUCACUGGUGCGAACUCUGGACUUCGAGGAAGGUGACUCGUACGAACUGGAGGUGCAGGCAAGGGACAGAGGAGAGCUUUUCGACACGGCGAAAGUCGCAGUCACGGUGAACGACGUGAACGACAACGCUCCCCAUAUUUCUGUGCGGUCGGCGCUGAGUGAGAUCUCUGAGGACGCCACGCCGGGGACGGUGGUGGCCCUGCUGCACGUGCAGGACAGGGACUCGGGGGCCAACGGCGACGUGCGGUGCUCCCUGGACGGCGGCGUCCCGUUCCAGCUGCGGAGCUCGCGGGGCAGUUACUACAGCGUGGUGACUGCACAGGAGCUGGACCGGGAGGAGGUGUCGGCGUACAACGUGACGGUGCGGGCGUCGGACGGCGGGGCGCCGCCGCUGUGGAGCAGCGCGUCGCACUUCGUGGGCAUCGACGGCGUCCGCGCCUUCCUGCACUCCUACUCGCACGAGGUGUCGCUCACGGCCGACUCGCGCAAGAGCCAGCUCCGCUUCUCGGGCGGCAGCUGCUGCGACACCCUGCCGGCCCGCCCGCCGCCCGACGAGCCCGCGCCGCUGCUCGGGGAGGACCCUGCCGCCGCCCGCCGCGCCGAACCCGACCCCGACCCCGACGCUCCCCCGAAAGGGUGA
Charadrius vociferus (killdeer) is the source of this 1391-nucleotide messenger RNA. RefSeq names its product protocadherin gamma-A10-like. The record is from RefSeq and is a predicted model, not a curated record. Gene Ontology annotation, molecular function: calcium ion binding. The annotation marks the transcript as partial. Gene Ontology annotation, biological process: homophilic cell-cell adhesion. Lineage: Eukaryota; Metazoa; Chordata; Aves; Charadriiformes; Charadriidae. The transcript is spliced from 3 exons. Gene Ontology annotation, cellular component: plasma membrane.